AUCUUGAAUCUCCUCUGCCAUCAAAAUGAAGCUUGCUAUUGUGAUUGCUGCUCUGCUCGGAGUCUUCCUAGCUCCAGUUUUUGCUAAUGAUAAUGUGAAUGAAAACAAUCAGGGAAAUGAUGGCGGAAACUCCCACCAGACUGUGAGCAUCAACAACGAUAAGCACGUGGCCAACAUUGACUCAAACAACGGCUGGAAUUCAUGGAACUCCGUCUGGGAUUAUGGCAAUGGUUACAUUGCAACCAGGAUACUUUCAAAGAAAGCCUGCAUCAUUGCUAAAAUGAACAAAAAUGUUAUGCCUGAUGUUGUACAGCUUCCGCAGCUGAUUAAAGAAAAGAAGGAAGCCGGCUCUCGAGGGCCUCCCCCAGUGGAACUGCAAUUCACCGUCUCAAAAACCACAGUCAGUGACCUGGCCCCGUAUGGAAAGUCUGUUGAAUUUAUGUGCAAAGGAAUUCCAACCUAUGUUGCUCAUGAAGCUCGUGGAGACAACCUUUUAUUUUAUUCUGGGCAAUGUUUCAAGACUAAUAUAAUGCACACGAUGACAUUAAACUAUUGCGAUGAAACUGCAUCUUUCAAAUAA
This is a messenger RNA of Mauremys reevesii (Reeves's turtle), 580 nucleotides long. RefSeq names its product gastrokine-1-like. The coding region runs from base 26 to 580 and encodes 184 amino acids. The record is from RefSeq and is a predicted model, not a curated record. Gene Ontology annotation, biological process: regulation of cell population proliferation. The transcript has 6 exons. NCBI's taxonomy places the organism in Eukaryota, Metazoa, Chordata, Testudines, Geoemydidae.